Molecule: messenger RNA, 606 nt
Organism: Ipomoea nil (Japanese morning glory)
Lineage: Eukaryota; Viridiplantae; Streptophyta; Magnoliopsida; Solanales; Convolvulaceae
Exons: 1
Coding region: 1-606 (201 amino acids)
Molecular function (GO): zinc ion binding; nucleic acid binding
Source: RefSeq, a predicted model, not a curated record
AUGCGAAAGCUCUGCGCGUUACGGAGGCCCAAAGGCAGUUUUGAGAUAGUGGCGAUUGAUAAUGACUAUUUUCUAGUCAAGUUUGGAUCCAAGGAUGACCUCGACUUCGCCAAAUUCGAAGGGCCAUGGAUGAUCCUCGAUCAUUAUUUGAUUGUUAAGGAAUGGGAGCCAAACUUCGACCCCAUGACAGACAAAACUGAGAAGGUAUUAGUGUGGGUGCGCUUUCCAUGUCUCCCCAUCGAGUAUUAUAGUGGGAUCUUCCUCUGGAAAGUUGGUGACAAGAUCGGAUGUCCAUUCCGGGUGGAUCAUGCCACGAGCCAGGCGUCUGGAGGGAGAUUCGCGCGGAUCUGCGUCGAGAUAGACAUUACCAAGCCGCUGUUGUCCAUGUUUACUCUCGAGGGGAAGCGCCGAUUCAUAGCCUACGAGGGAUUGCAUCUGGUGUGCUUCGGUUGUGGGAAAUAUGGCCAUGCGCAAGAUUCUUGUCCGGCCACGAAGAGCUGCGCGACUCCAGAUGGGAACGAGAAGGGACCUUCCAUGGCAGAUAAGGAAGUGGCUGUACAGAUCACCGUGGAUACGGAGGCAACCUCAAAGCCCAAUGGCUCAUAG